Molecule: messenger RNA, 803 nt
Organism: Punica granatum (pomegranate)
Lineage: Eukaryota; Viridiplantae; Streptophyta; Magnoliopsida; Myrtales; Lythraceae
Source: RefSeq, a predicted model, not a curated record
CCGUUAUCAGGGCCAAAUGUUUUGCUGAUGCUCUCAGACUCAAGUCUCCUCACUGAUAAGGAGCGAAGCUUCUCCCUUCCCCGCUAUCGUCUCGCCGCCUUUGAUAGACUCCGCCAUGGGCCUUUUGGACCAUCUCUGGGACGACACCGUUGCCGGCCCCCGGCCGGAUAACGGUCUCGGCAAGCUCCGGAAGCACAGCACCUUCAGCUUCCGAUCUGCAAACUCCGGCAAGGAGUCAGAUGGAACUGGCACUGUUAGAUCCUACGACGACUCAUCGGAGGAAGCGACGAGGGUAACACGUAGCAUCAUGAUCGUGAAACCGCCGGGAUACAGUUCCACUUCUCCGCCGGUUUCACCCGCCGGAUCCACUCCUCCGGUGUCUCCUUUUUCCGGAAGCAGAGAGCCAUUCCGAUUUCGAAGAAGAUCUUCGUCAGAUGCGUAUGAGAAGGAAAGCCAAGUUGGACCAAAAAGCUCCCCUUCUCCUUAGGACGAGUGACAUCUGAGCGAAAAACGAGCUCCUCUGUUACUGAAGUGGCAGCCUAGAAAAUCUCCGGCAAGCUAGAAAGCUUACUACUUACGCAGAGUACGCCUACCGAUGUGUACGGGUGUUGGCUAUAGCCUCGGUUGGGAUUUGGGAUGCUGUGAGCUGUUGAUUUGGGUUGUAGUCAUUUUGUGUACGGGUUGUUCGCACUUCGCAGUGACGUCUGUUUGCUCCUUGUGUAUAUAGUGCCUACGUCUUGUCCCUCUUGUAUGCGUUUUUAUCCCGCAAUAAAGAUUUACAUCGACGUGUUUGUAUUAACUAA